Molecule: messenger RNA, 3359 nt
Organism: Ceutorhynchus assimilis (cabbage seed weevil)
Lineage: Eukaryota; Metazoa; Arthropoda; Insecta; Coleoptera; Curculionidae
Source: the annotation of a GenBank genome assembly
UCAUAGGAUCAUCAGACACAGACAGUCGUAAUCGGAAUGUCUAAUUUCCCGGCAGGCACCCAUUUUUUACCAAUAAAAGUAUUUACCUAGUUAUUAAAAAUUUAGUCAACAACGAAUGUGAUAUAUCUAUAGUAGUUAAAAUGAAACCAAAUGACCAAUAAUUCUAAAUUAUAUUGAAAUGGCGCCAAUGAUUUACACUUUAUAUGGUUUUGCGAUAUUUUUCUUCGCGUUUUGGUGUGCUUUGUGGUUACUACAUCUUAUAGCGAUAUUAUAUGGAAAAUACAAACUGCACAAAAAAAUUCCAGAAACCUUAGCAGAUGAACCACUCCCUGGAGUAUCUAUUUUAAAACCUCUUAUGGGAGUUGAUCCACAUUUGCUCUCCAACCUGGAAACAUUUUUUACGAUGAGAUACCCCAUUUAUGAACUUUUGUUUUGCAUAGAAGAUAGAACAGAUCCUUCAUUAGAAAUAGUGAAUAACUUAAUUGCCAAGUAUCCAAAAGUCCAAGCCAGUGUAUUUAUUGGGGGUUCAUCAGUGGGUGUCAACCCAAAAAUUAACAACAUGCAUAGGGCCUUCGAAGAAUCAGUCCACGAUUUUAUUUUGAUCUCAGAUAGUGGAAUACGCAUGAAAGAGGAUACACUCCAAGAUAUGGCUAGUCAUAUGUGUGAUAGAACAGGCAUUGUCCAUCAAAUGCCUUUCACUAGCGAUGGAAAUGGUUUUGCAGCUACAUUAGAAAAAAUUUACUUUGGCACAGCGCAGUCAAGGAUGUAUUUAGCAGCAGAUUUUUUCCGAAUCAAUUGUCAUACUGGCAUGUCGACGUUGAUACGCAAAUGUGUCUUAGAACAGGAGGGUGGUCUCAAGAGUUUUGGCUGUUAUCUCGCAGAAGACUUUUUUAUAUCCAAACAUUUUAUAGAUAGAGGAUGGAGGACGACUAUUAGUAGUCAGCCGGCCAUGCAAAAUUCUGGUAUUUGUGAUGUGCGAAGUUUUCAAGCUCGUCUUAGCAGGUGGGCGAAACUACGUAUGGCAAUGUUGCCGCUCGUGAUAAUAUUUGAACCUUUAACUGAGUGCAUGGUGAUUGGAAUCUUUGCUGGUUGGGCAACUAGUGUGUUGUUCAAAUGGGAGUUUUUGACUGUUUACAUGAUUCAUAUUCUAGUGUGGUUCAUUUGUGAUUGGAUACUAUUGUCAAUAGUUCAGAAUGGUGUUUUGCCAUUUAGCAAAUUUGAAUUUAUUAUUGGAUGGUUGUUUCGGGAGUGCAAAGGACCAUGUCUUUUUAUAUCAGCAGCAUUUGAUCCAUCCAUACAAUGGAGGAACCGAAGUUUCAAACUUGCCUGGGGUGGGAUCGCCCAGGAGGUCAAGCCUAGAAUAAAAUGUUAGAUGUUUUAAACAUUAAGCCGCUCGUUAACAAACACUACUAAAACGAAUUUCAUUACUUCAUUGUUAAAAAAAAAUUACAGAACUUUUUUUGGAUUUCCAGCUAUUUUUUACUUUUAUAUGUUGCAACAUAACUAACUACUUAAGUGAUCAUUGCACGCCCCUAUGAGCAUCUCCAGUUUAUAGUCGCCGUCACAGAUAUUUGAGAUUCCUACAAAAAACGAUUUCUUUGUCGCGAUGCCCGGAUAAACAAAACCUCUACAGAUAAGGGUUGAGAAUAAAUUUAGUCCAAGAGCAUCAAUUAAAUUCAUUGUGCAUAUAGUAUUAUUGUAUUGUUCUGGAUUCGAUUAAAUACUUAAUUUCUUGCAUCUUCAGAAAAUUGAGAAAUAAUUUUAAACAUUAUUUACAAUUUAAACCGAAUAAUUUCAAACCAAUAUCAUCUUGUACUCAAGUGAUUCCUGACACGUGCUCCCUGACUAAAUGCAGGCCCGCUGAUAAUAUAAAUAUACUUUUUUGUACGAAUCUCGGAAUAUAUCUGGUGGAUACUAUACAAGACCUAAUGCUUUAAAAAAUGCUUGUCAUUAUAAUUAAGUAUGCAUAUCUUACUUUUUGAAACUAUACUUCUGGACAAAAUUAUCGCACCACUGCUUAUGUGAUGCUUAUGUGCAGUGGUGCGAUAAUUUUGUCUAGGAGUAUAUUUAUUUGUUAUUUUCUUCAUUUACAACUCAUAUAUCUUAUGCGCUACCAUCGAGCAAAAAUGUUUUUUUCUGGAAAUAUCAGUAUUAAGAAAGCUUCUAAAGGAACAAUGAAGCUUUCAGGAUUUUAAUUAAAAACAUUUUUCUUUGAUGGUAAUUGUUUUGUAGGUAGUUCAUUUUUUUAAUUACUUAAUUUUUUUGUGUUACCUUUAUUCCUUAGAAAUUAAUGUGUUAUUAUUUUUGCUUGUUAUUUUUUUUUUAGCUUUUCAUGUUUAGGUUAUAGGUUUUUUUUUUGUUUAAAAAUACCAUAUUUUACCAAUUGUGCUAUGAUUCUAAGUGUGCCAGCCAGUUCUUAAAAGUUGUAUCAUAGGCCAAUAAGGAUUUUGCUUUAAAGCUAAAUUUUUUGUAUAGGUUUAUGACUUUUUUUUUUCAAGAACUAUCUAGUUUGGAAGGUGAGCAUUUUAAAGUAAGUGUGAAGGAUAGGAGCUUUUGUUUUUUUUUUUGAAUGGCCAAUCUUCUUUUACUUUAAAAAAAAUGGCGGUUGUCAAUAAUAAUUUUAUUGGCCUAUGAUGGUGAUAACUGGUUAAAAGUUGGCUUGGCUCAUUUUAUUAAUUUUUUCCGGGUUUCAGUUUCUUGUACUUGUCUUUAUUGAAUGAAGCUUUCGUUACAUAUUUUGAUUUAGAUGAUAAUCAAAUAAAUAAAACAGGAAACUAUAAAUGAAUUUUUAACAUGUUUUAGACCUGACACUCAUUAAAGUUAUGCACAUUUUGUAUAACACCUGAAAUGCUUAUUUCACAGAGUGAAACGAUUUUAUUUAUUAUUUAGGCUUGGACUGUUGCAAGCCUGAAGGAAUAUCCUAUUGUGUUUAUUGACGAAUAAAAUUAGACCUACAAUCUCGAGGAAAUGGCAAUGGCAGCUAUUCAAGCCAAUACGUAAUACCUACUUUAUUAAUUUAUUAAUAAAAAAUGGGUGUUAUGUUUUUGUAGAUUUCUUUGUUCUUUGAUAAUAAACAAAAUUGUUCACUUUGUGUUUUGUUAAAAUAUUGUUUAAGCUUUCAAAAUUAGGACAUAUAUUUUCACUUGAAGCCUUGACUGAUCUCCAUUUGAAAUUUACUGGCAUCUGAAUUACUUGGCACUCAUCUACAGCUUUAUUUACAUCCUUUGUUUUACAGAAUCUAAUUUAUUUUUAUAUUUAUUUUUAUGUAUGUAUAUAUGUAUUUAUUAAACGUUUCGUUGCUACUAGAAUCUUCAAACAAAACUUUUGUAAAAAUCGAUUCUAAAUAUAUCAUGUCUCAA